CCGAAGAUGGAACUCAGCGACCUACCGCCAGAGAUCGUCUUGAUAAUCCUGGAUUUCAUUGAGACUACUGCAGCCUUAAACGAUAUUUGCUUGGUAUCAAAGAAGUUUUGCGCUAUCGCCCAGCCGCUUCUUUACCAUGAGAUUAUCCUAGGUCCUGGAGAUGUACUGUUAUCAAUCCUACUUCUCUGCCGCACCAUUACUACCUGCCCUCUCAUAGCAGCGCAUAUCCAACAGCUUGAUAUUGAUACCGACAAUCCAGGCUUUCUACUGGCUGAGGGUGAACAUAAUAUCAAUGCUGUCAACCCAGAUAAAAUGCCAAAAGCAGAUAUUCACCUCCUCGAAAAGGAAGCCCAGGAUCUGAACUUGGGUGGCAUAGAUGCGUCUCAUUUUGGUACUGAAAUCGGAGACUCCGUCAUCUUUUCUAUGUUGAUAAUCUCACGCACUCAGAAUCUGAGAUCUUUGGUUAUUACUCUUGACCCCCAAGGCCUAUUCCUCCUGACUAGCUUAUCCCAAGGUCGUAUAAAUGCUCUUUGGUCAUUACCUUGCUUAGGCGGCCUCCAAAGAUUACACCUACGCUGCCGGAAAGGUCGCUGCAAUAAUAGAAUGAACAUGAAUAGUAUCGCCCGGCUUCUUUCUCUGCUGCCUUUGAGAGAGAUACAGAUCAGCGACUACUGUUCUGGUGGGCAAGAUUCAUAUGAAACAGAUAUUGCAGAUGUUACUCCCCUCAGAUCAAUUUCUGCCUCAGCUGUUUCACUAAAUGGCAGUUCUAUUGAGGAAACAGAUAUUGAUGUGCUGAUUGGACUAUGCAAAAAUCUGACUGCCUUUUACUAUGGGCCGUGUGGUUCUUAUAAUUAUCAAUUAAGUUUUCAGCGACUAUACUCACUGCUCUCUUGCCGACGGGAUAGCUUGCGGGUUCUCCAACUGUCAUUUGACGACCCUUUCGGCAUACCCCCUACUUUCAGAGACCACCAAUCCGGCGGCCCUCCUAAACAGUUCGUUGUCCUGGAAUACCUAAUACUGGAUCAAGUAUAUCUUAGCCGUAUACCUGAACUUCCAUCUUCCUUGGUCCACCUUACAAUACGGGAGUGCCGAUCACCAAUAGCGCAAGCAUUGGCCUGUAUAGCGGAAUCCGUGCUAAAUGGCAAACUGCCGAAUUUGCAAUGUAUUUCUCUUCACAGCGAUAUCGCCUGUCCUGGCCAGAUGAUUAGCUUACCGAAGAGGGGUGCAACUGAUAUAUUAUUCAACAAGACAUGCCAAGAUCUACAUAACAUUCUCGACGGAACGGGAAUAACACUGGAACUCGAAAAAGACUUGCUCGACAAGACUGUCCAAGGGUACGGCGCUGCGUAUGAAUAUGGUCAGCCCGGUGAAUUUUGGCCAUUCAUUUAUCUUGAAUAAGCGAGGCAAAUUCCAUACGAUCUGAACUUCUUUCUGAUGUUGGCGUCACCGCCUUAUCUCACCCAGACUGCGCUCUUUGUACGGCUAGUUGUGCGGGAGCAUGAGAAACUGAUUGUUCGGACAUUUAAUGUUCCGUUUUUGGGAUAAUCAUUGAGCGAAUAUCGCAAGCGCGACUGUCCUGUUA
Messenger RNA from Aspergillus welwitschiae, 1582 nucleotides. RefSeq lists its product as uncharacterized. Gene Ontology annotation, molecular function: protein binding. The record is from RefSeq and is a predicted model, not a curated record. NCBI's taxonomy places the organism in Eukaryota, Fungi, Ascomycota, Eurotiomycetes, Eurotiales, Aspergillaceae. The transcript has a single exon. Bases 7 to 1398 code for a protein of 463 amino acids.